GUGAUUCAAAAGCGUGUUAAAAUCCACGGUGGACCAAAGGCUGUCUCACGGCAGCUUAACGAUUUUUUAAGCUCUCUCAAAACUCCUACCCGCAUAAUGCCAUACAGUACCGUCCGAUCUGUAUCCCUCGUGAUAGAUUACAAGGAAAAAGACGAGUCGUGGUCGACAGUAUUUUCGGACCCCUUGCCAUUGGCCACCUGUCUACCGCUACAAAUCUUUGAUGCCAUCCGGGCCAUGUGCAAUCUCCGGUCAUUAACUUUGAUCAUAGACAAGUUGAAUGAACGCCAAGAAAGCCUUUUUUAUGGGCUGUUACAAAACAUCAAGAUCCAAGCUGAAUAUCUACAAAUCUCUGCCUCAGAUCGUAUCACUAGGCGAGUUCUUGAGAACAGUCCUCAGCUUCAAGCACUUCAUCUCCCAGAAACGAUCGACAUAACCAAGUUUGAGCCUGUAGUCGGGAGACUCAGACGAUUAUGCGCAGUUGUCGGCCCUGUGAAAUCCAGUGGCCGUAUCCAAUUUCCGACAAUCAACGAAGUAAAUCUGAUCAGGAUUGCGUCACGGUAUCAAAACCUUGAGGAGCUUGUCCUUCAUACGGUUUAUGAGAAUUACGGAGAUGAGGAUUCUGCCGUGAUGUUCGCCUUCGAAAAGAAUUUCGCCAAGGCCAUCAACGUCUUCAGAAGUAUGCCAGGGCUGAAGCGCCUUGCCAUCAACAUUGACGAGGACACGGCUCGGACAUUUGGUAAUACCUCUGUGCAGGAGGAUCGAUUCUACAUAGACCGUCUUCUCCGGCUGGCAACUUGCCUCCCCCGCCUUGUUCAAAUUGGCAUCACCAACGACAUGGAUCGAUACUGGACGGUUACCAAGACAUCGUACGGUGAGCUGACGAUCGGCCGAGGGGCUUUCAGUUUCCAAGAUGUAGGUUUUCCAGAAUCAGUCAACGAGCGCUUCUACUGA
Molecule: messenger RNA, 951 nt
Organism: Clonostachys byssicola
Lineage: Eukaryota; Fungi; Ascomycota; Sordariomycetes; Hypocreales; Bionectriaceae
Source: the annotation of a GenBank genome assembly